AUGGCGGAUGAGGACGUCGCACCAUCAGAGGUGCAUCAUUACAAAAGUACUGAGGAAGUCCCCUGGGAUAUUCAAAAUUAUUGGGCUCAACGGUACCGCAUUUUCUCCAAGUAUGACGAUGGGGUAUGGUUGACGGAUGAUGCUUGGUUUGGAGUCACUCCUGAACCUGUGGCCAACAAAAUAGCAGCCCAUCUUGCUGAGAACGCUCCAGCUGGGCGCUGUAUCUUGGUGGAUUGCUUUGCCGGCGCCGGAGGCAAUACCAUCGCUUUCGCAAAGACAGGCAAAUGGAAGCGCGUCUAUGCGAUCGAGAAGGACCCCGCUACUCUCCAAUGCGCCAAACACAAUGCCAAGAUCUACGGCGUUGAGAAUCAAGUCACCUGGUUUGAAGGCGACUGCUUUGAGAUCCUGAAGAAACAGCUAAAGGAUUUAGCCCCAUACAGUGUGAUCUUUGCAAGCCCUCCUUGGGGUGGGCCCGGAUAUCGUUCAGAUCAGGUAUUCAACCUGCGGACCAUGGAGCCGUACUCGCUCGAGACACUCUACAAGGAGUAUUCGCUCUUUACCCCCCACAUCGCUCUGUAUCUGCCCCGGACGUCAGAUGUCAGGCAGCUGGCGAAGUUUGUGCCCGAGGGUCGCAAGGCCGAGGUGAUGCACUAUUGUAUGGAUGGGCACAGCAAAGCGUUGUGUAUCUUCUAUGGAGAAGUUAAUGGACAAUAA
This is a messenger RNA of Penicillium subrubescens, 714 nucleotides long. Its product is annotated as RNA methyltransferase. Gene Ontology annotation, molecular function: RNA cap trimethylguanosine synthase activity. The transcript is spliced from 4 exons. Gene Ontology annotation, cellular component: nucleus. Gene Ontology annotation, biological process: 7-methylguanosine cap hypermethylation; 7-methylguanosine RNA capping. The record is from RefSeq and is a predicted model, not a curated record. Lineage: Eukaryota; Fungi; Ascomycota; Eurotiomycetes; Eurotiales; Aspergillaceae. The coding region runs from base 1 to 714 and encodes 237 amino acids.